GGAGCCGGUGUCCUACGUCAGAGCCGCCGCCGCCGCGGAGCCGCCGCCGGGGAGGAGCAGCCGCUGCCGCCCAGGACUGGGCCCUUAGGGAGGAGGAGGCGAGAAGAUGGCGGACGACCCCAGUGCUGCCGACAGGAACGUGGAGAUCUGGAAGAUCAAGAAGCUCAUCAAGAGCUUGGAGGCGGCCCGCGGCAAUGGCACCAGCAUGAUAUCGUUGAUCAUUCCUCCCAAAGACCAGAUAUCACGAGUGGCAAAAAUGUUAGCUGAUGAGUUUGGAACCGCAUCUAAUAUUAAAUCACGAGUAAACCGCCUUUCAGUCCUGGGAGCCAUUACAUCUGUACAACAAAGACUCAAACUUUAUAACAAAGUACCUCCAAAUGGUCUGGUUGUUUACUGUGGAACAAUUGUAACAGAAGAAGGAAAGGAAAAGAAAGUCAACAUUGACUUUGAGCCUUUUAAACCAAUUAAUACGUCAUUGUAUUUGUGUGACAACAAAUUCCAUACAGAGGCUCUUACAGCACUACUUUCGGAUGAUAGCAAGUUUGGUUUCAUUGUAAUAGAUGGUAGUGGUGCGCUUUUUGGCACACUCCAAGGAAACACAAGAGAAGUCCUGCACAAAUUCACUGUGGAUCUUCCAAAGAAACACGGUAGAGGAGGUCAGUCUGCUUUGCGUUUUGCCCGUUUAAGAAUGGAAAAACGACAUAAUUACGUUCGGAAAGUAGCCGAGACUGCUGUGCAACUGUUUAUUUCUGGGGACAAAGUGAAUGUGGCUGGUCUCGUUUUAGCUGGAUCAGCUGACUUUAAAACUGAACUAAGACGAUACUUUGAUGAAAUCAGCCAGGACACGGGCAAGUACUGUUUUGGAGUUGAAGAUACACUAAAGGCUUUGGAAAUGGGAGCUGUAGAGAUUCUAAUAGUCUAUGAAAAUCUGGAUAUAAUGAGAUAUGUUCUUCAUUGCCAAGGCACCGAAGAGGAGAAAAUUCUCUAUCUAACUCCAGAACAAGAGAAGGAUAAAUCUCAUUUCACAGAUAAAGAGACAGGACAGGAACAUGAGCUGAUUGAAAGCAUGCCCCUACUGGAAUGGUUUGCCAACAACUACAAAAAAUUUGGAGCUACAUUGGAAAUUGUCACAGAUAAGUCACAAGAAGGAUCCCAAUUUGUGAAAGGAUUUGGUGGAAUUGGAGGUAUCUUACGGUACCGAGUAGAUUUCCAGGGAAUGGAAUAUCAAGGAGGAGAUGAUGAAUUUUUUGACCUUGAUGACUACUAGGUAGUCGACAUGGGUCUGGCAAACCGUGCCUCACCCUCCAGCAUCCAACCCAAGGAGCAUACCCGUGGUGGAAUCCAAACAGAUCCCUGCCUUUUGAUUGGACCCUUCUCAGAGCUUAACUCCAUGAGCACUGGAUAUGGAAAUGAAAACCGAAACACAACCAGGCCCGACCCCACACUGGUUUGUCAUGGUGUCAGCGCAGCAGCCUACAAGAAGUUCCCGAAGGUCACUAUGGACUAAUUUAAAAAAGAAUCCCAGUUUUUACUUUUACUUGAUGGUGAAAAUUGGUUGCUCUUGUAUUUUAUGGAAAAAAACAAAUGAUUUUUUUAACCUUCAUACAUAGAAGCAAAAGUACUUUAACUGCUGUAAACCUUCAAAAGUUAAUAGAAGUGACAUCAUACUGGUUUGUUUCUUAUUUUGAUUGGAGAAAAAAAUUGCUGCAUUUCGCAGUGACCCAUUUACAUGGCAUUCUCAGCUUAGACUGCAUAAGAAGAAAUAUAUGUGGUGAAAUGUUGGAACCA
Molecule: messenger RNA, 1788 nt
Organism: Echinops telfairi (small Madagascar hedgehog)
Lineage: Eukaryota; Metazoa; Chordata; Mammalia; Afrosoricida; Tenrecidae
Gene: ETF1
Product: eukaryotic translation termination factor 1
Exons: 10
Coding region: 107-1267 (386 amino acids)
Biological process (GO): cytoplasmic translational termination
Cellular component (GO): translation release factor complex; cytosol
Molecular function (GO): translation release factor activity, codon specific; sequence-specific mRNA binding
Source: RefSeq, a predicted model, not a curated record